GGGGGCAGCGCCAGAGCCCGGCGGGGCCGGGGCGGCCGGGCCGGGCCCUGCCCACACCCGCUGCGCCCCUGCCCCUUUAAGGGGGCGUGGCCCCCGCCACAUCGGGCCAUGCACGGGGGCGUGGUUCUCGGGAAGAGCCAAUGGGCGCGCUCGGCCCCGCCCCGCCCCGCCCGCGGCUAAUGAGGGGAGCCGGCGCGCGCCGCAGGCCGAGCCCGCAGAGCCCCGAGGGAGCCGGGAGAGUUCCGGGAGAGCCGAGAGCCCCAGAGAGCCUCGGGAGAACGGAGCGCCCCAAGAUAACACAGAGCCCCAGAGAACAGAGAGCCCCGAACGCCGCUGCCAUGGCCGAAGCUGACAUUGCUUUGAUUGGACUGGCCGUGAUGGGUCAGAACCUGAUUUUGAACAUGAAUGACCACGGCUUCGUGGUUUGUGCUUUCAACAGGACGGUUUCCAAAGUGGAUGAUUUCCUGGCUAACGAGGCCAAGGGGACCAAAGUGAUCGGUGCUCACAGCCUGGAGGAGAUGGUCUCCACGCUGAAGAAGCCCCGUCGCAUCAUCUUGCUGGUGAAGGCUGGAAGUGCAGUGGAUGACUUCAUCAACAAACUGGUGCCAUUGUUGGAGACUGGAGACAUCAUAAUUGAUGGUGGGAAUUCUGAGUAUAGAGAUACCACGAGGCGUUGUAAGGAGCUACAGGCAAAGGGCAUCCUAUUUGUGGGAAGUGGUGUUAGUGGUGGGGAGGAGGGUGCCAGAUAUGGACCCUCUCUCAUGCCAGGAGGAGCCAAGGAAGCCUGGCCCCACAUCAAGACCAUAUUUCAAAGCAUUGCUGCUAAAGUGGGAUCUGGGGAACCUUGUUGUGACUGGGUGGGAGAGGAAGGAGCUGGACAUUUUGUGAAGAUGGUGCACAAUGGGAUUGAGUAUGGAGACAUGCAGCUAAUCUGUGAGGCCUAUCACCUGAUGAAAGAUGUGGUGGGCAUGGAGCAUGAUGAGAUGGCGAAGGUAUUUCAGGAGUGGAAUAAGACAGAGUUGGACUCUUUCCUGAUUGAAAUCACAGCCAAUAUUCUCAAAUUUAAAGACAGUGAUGGCAAAUACCUCCUCCCAAAGAUCAGGGACAGUGCAGGGCAAAAAGGCACAGGGAAGUGGACAGCCAUUUCUGCCCUGGAGUACGGAGUCCCGGUCACACUCAUCGGUGAAGCUGUGUUUGCACGGUGCCUGUCUUCCCUCAAGGAUGAGAGAGUGCAGGCCAGUAAGGUGCUGGAAGGGCCCAGAAUGACUCCAUUCAGUGGGAACAAGAAGGCCUUCCUGGAGGACAUCCGCAAGGCCCUGUAUGCUUCCAAGAUUAUCUCAUAUACUCAAGGCUUCAUGCUGCUGAGACAAGCAGCCAAAGAAUUUGGCUGGACACUGAAUUAUGGUGGUAUUGCACUGAUGUGGAGGGGAGGCUGCAUCAUCAGAAGUGUGUUCCUGGGAAAAAUCAAAGAUGCUUUUGAUCGAAACCCUGAGCUCCAGAAUUUGCUGUUGGAUGAUUUCUUUAAGAAAGCUGUAGAAAACUGUCAGGAGUCCUGGCGCCGUGUGAUCAGUACUGCAGUGCAGAUUGGAAUCCCUAUGCCCUGCUUCACCACAGCACUGUCUUUUUAUGAUGGAUACAGGCACGAGACACUGCCAGCUAACCUGAUUCAGGCUCAGCGUGAUUACUUUGGUGCACAUACCUAUGAAUUAUUAUCAAAGCCAGGGGUAUUUAUCCACACUAACUGGACAGGCCAUGGAGGAAACGUGUCCUCUUCUGCUUACAAUGUCUAAUGGAAAUUCUAACACUUGGAACCAAGAUACUGUAGAUCUCAGAUAUUUCUUCUAAAAUAUCACUUUUUACUGUACUCAUUAGAACUUGUGUUUGGACACUUUUGUAAUAACUUGUGGCUGUAUUUCAUACAUAUAUGUAUAUCUCUCUAUAUGUAUCAUAUAAAAAUAAAAUAAAUU
Messenger RNA from Prinia subflava (tawny-flanked prinia), 1967 nucleotides. RefSeq names its product phosphogluconate dehydrogenase (gene PGD). Gene Ontology annotation, cellular component: cytosol. The coding region runs from base 141 to 1790 and encodes 549 amino acids. Gene Ontology annotation, biological process: pentose-phosphate shunt, oxidative branch; pentose-phosphate shunt. The record is from RefSeq and is a predicted model, not a curated record. The transcript has 13 exons. Lineage: Eukaryota; Metazoa; Chordata; Aves; Passeriformes; Cisticolidae. Gene Ontology annotation, molecular function: phosphogluconate dehydrogenase (decarboxylating) activity; NADP binding.